Messenger RNA from Aspergillus puulaauensis, 1200 nucleotides. RefSeq lists its product as uncharacterized. Gene Ontology annotation, molecular function: glycosyltransferase activity. The record is from RefSeq and is a predicted model, not a curated record. The transcript has a single exon. Bases 1 to 1200 code for a protein of 399 amino acids. Lineage: Eukaryota; Fungi; Ascomycota; Eurotiomycetes; Eurotiales; Aspergillaceae.
AUGUCCACCCACGCAAAGUACCAAAUCCCCAAAGAGUUCCAAGACCAGCUCGAGCCCGCCGAGCCCCUUGACACCCGCAGCGACGAAGCAAUCCUCGCCUCUCUUUCCGAACCCCGCCCAGUGACAUCGGAGAAGAACAUCUGGGCCUACUGGCACGCCGGAAUCGAGGCAAUGCCGAAAUGGUGCCAGCGAAACAUCAUUGACUGGCACCGCAUCUGCGGGCCCUCGUGGACAAUCCGCGUGCUCGACACCGUCCCGGACUCGCCCAACCAUGCACUAAAGGUCAUCCCACCCUCAAUGCUCCCAGAGACAUUCGUCAAGGGCACAAUGGACGGCCACUACGUGGGCCCACACAGCGCAGACUUCCUCCGCGGCGCAUGUCUUUACCUCUUUGGCGGCGUGUUCAUGGACGUGGGCGUCAUCCUCAUCCGGCCCCUCGACCGAAUCUGCUGGUCCCAGCUCGCGGACCCCUCGACCCCUUACAACAUCAGUGUCCCCUGGAUGUGCGACACAGCAAUGGCAAACCACUUCAUCGCGAGCCGCAAGGCGGACCCCUUUAUAAAACGCUGGCACGAGCUCUUCGUCCACGUCUGGGGAAACCGCACAAGCUUCCAAGGAAUAUGCCAGAACCCUCUUUUCGCCUUCAUUCUGGAUGAAGGGUAUUCCACGUCCCAAGAGCGAGGCUUCACCUGGGAGUUCGACGUCACGCCUAUCACGGUCUUCGAGUACAUCACCCAAGUCGUCGCCUGGAUGCGGCUAACAAUGCUCGAAGACGCGGGCGACGGAUUCAGCGGCGUCGACUAUGCCAUGAACAAUGUCCUCUGGUUCGACGCGCUCGCUGAGAACUGGGGCAUUGAAUCAAAGAUCGGGUUCAAGGGCGAAGACGCGUUCAAGCUCCUCGCGACCCGGCUGGAUGCUGAUCCGGAAUCUGAGGAGUAUAAGAAGGCAUAUGCAAUCGUGUGGCACUGUUUGGCGCAGUGUAGUAUGGAGAAAGUUACGCAUGGGAAACAUUUGACCAAGACACUGGCUCUGGGCUCGCUUUGGGAUCUGGAGGAGAGUGAGGGGGUAUAUAUUGAGGAGGGAACUUUUGCGGAGCUUUUGAGAUACGGAGCGACGAGGUUUAGGCAGACGAGGGAGGGGAUUGCAGUUGUGCAGAUAGACAGGCCUGUGACGAUGAGGAAGGGACUCUAUGAGCCAUAG